Messenger RNA from Lactuca sativa (garden lettuce), 690 nucleotides. RefSeq lists its product as uncharacterized. The record is from RefSeq and is a predicted model, not a curated record. Gene Ontology annotation, cellular component: RNA polymerase III complex. Gene Ontology annotation, molecular function: nucleotide binding. Gene Ontology annotation, biological process: transcription initiation at RNA polymerase III promoter. Lineage: Eukaryota; Viridiplantae; Streptophyta; Magnoliopsida; Asterales; Asteraceae.
ACUAAAAAUUUUAUUUCACCUAUUUUAUGAAUUGACCGCUUCUGCUCAAAUCGACUCCCUCCCCAGCUCGCCGCCGUAUGCCGUCGCCACUACUGUGAAGACACCGACCGGAGACCUUCGAUAGCUGAAGCCACACCGUCGCACCCCACUCCAGGUUAGCUGUUUUUAGUGAUGAAGAUACUGAAAGAGAAUGCAGGGCUUCUUACAAAUUUUGAAGUAGUGGAUUUCCUACGUUCUAGAGGGGCUGCAAAAGAUCCCACAAAGGUGCUUGCUCCCUUAAAACCUUCAGAAUUCAAGGUUUAUGACAAUCUAGAGAAAAGUGUGGGUUCUAGUCAAACACGAGAAAGCAUGGUUGAGUUUGUGACAAAAUGUAAACCUUACACGCUUUCAAACCCUGAGAUGACAAGUGUGAUCAACAUUAGGCCGACUUGUGAAGUGGAAAUCGACCCCCUGAUAGAGGAUCUUGAGUCACGCCUUGGUGAAAAUGUGGGUGAAUUGGUGGACUUGAUUAAGCAAGUGUUUCCCCCUUCUCCUGAGGAAUGAAAAGAAAGCAGAGCUAUAAUGUAAGGUACUAUUUGUUUUAUUUUAAGCCACUCUAGUGUCUUUUUGAUAAAUAAAGUGAUGCAGUUUUUUUUAUUCUACUAAGUACUAACACUCCCUUGAGUUGUUGUUAUUAAACGAUCUUUCACA